AGAUAUCAUCUGGUGCUUCCCCGCGUUAUCCCCACAGAUCUGCCUCCGCGAGACCCAGUUCCCCACCAAACCUUCCAAAGCUGUUAGCUUCAACAUUAGCCCGUGGAAGAUCUUUGGUUACCUUACACCCCAUCGAUCUGAACCCCAAAGUCUCCUGGUCAGAGUUCCCGAGACCGGACGGCUCUGUGGGGGAGGACUCAUCCCACCUAUUUGGUACAUGAGACAGCUACCAUCCAAGACUUCCAGGAUCAUCAACGGGUUUUUGCAUACGAGUUUAGCAGAGAAACAACAUCAUGUUCUUCACUCUAGGCAGGGGCAAAAGCCUCCAGGUCGGCGUCACGAUAUGCUGCCUAAUUGCGUUUGUGCUAUUCGGCUAUGACCAAGGGGUGUUUGGUGGCAUUCUCCAAAUGGAGGAUUGGUUAGAGCAAGUCGGCAACCCUUCUGAUUCGGAAACCGGUAUCAUCGUGUCGUGCUACAACCUGGGUUGUCUGACAGGCUGUGUUCUCAACUUCAUCUUUGGCGAGAAGCUCGGUCGUCGAAAGACGAUCUGGACCGCCAUGGGUCUAGUCAUCAUCGGCGCGACUCUUCAAGCGACGGCAUUCACGGUAACUCAUCUGGUCAUUGGGCGCUUGGUGACCGGUUUUGGCACCGGCAUGAAGACAUCGACUGUGCCCAUGUAUCAAUCCGAGCUCUGUGAUCGAAAGUACAGAGGCCGACUUGUCUCUGCCGAAACGUUAUUCGUCGGUGUAGGCAUUGUCUUCGCAUACUGGUUCGACUUCGGUAUGUCAUAUGUCGGCGGUCCAAUUGCUUGGAGACUGCCCCUCGCAUUCCAAAUCAUCUUUGCCCUAGUUGUCGUGGUUCUGGUCUUUGCCCUCCCUGAGUCUCCUCGAUGGUUAUUCAAACACGGCCGCGAGCAGGAAGCCAUCCAGGUCCUCUGCGACGUGUUUAACAAAGAACCAACCGAUGAGUACAUCCGAGCCGAGGUUCAUGCAAUCCACCACGCCAUCGAGCUAGAAGCCGCCGAGAAAAAGUCAUCUUCCCGGAUCAGUAUCUUCAAGAAUGAUCGGCUUAGAACGGGCCACCGCGUGUUGCUAGCAUGGGGUGCUCAGUUCAUGAAUCAGCUGGGAGGAAUCAACCUUGUCGUAUACUACAUUCCCUCGGUACUGGUGCAGAAUGUUGGCAUGACGCCUCAUUUGGCCCAGAUCAUUGGUGGCUGUGUGCAGAUGAUGUUCAUGUUUGGAUCCAUCUUGCCGGCUCUGGCCUUGGACCGUAUGGGUCGUCGCAAGACGAUGAUGUGGGGAAGUGCGGGACUUGGCGUCUGCAUGCUCAUGAUCUCGAUACUAUUGUCGCGGGUGGGCUUCACUGGCGGUCAAGCUUGCGCUUCGGCGUCUGUGGCAUUCUUCUUUCUGUACAACUUGAUAUUUGGCAUGGGAAUGAACUGCGUCCCAUGGGUCGUUGUUCCCGAAAUCCUGCCCCUCCAUGCACGAACUCGAGGUACUGCCGUCGGUAUCAGUUCCAACUGGCUAUGGAACUUCUUUGUCGUCAUGAUCACCCCGGUAAUCAUCAAUCGGCUUCAGUGGAAAGCCUACCUCAUCUUUGUCAUCACCAACUUCUUGUUUGUGCCAAUCAUCUACUUCUUCUAUCCUGAGACUAGCAACUUCAGGUUGGAAGAUAUCGACGAAUUUUUCACAUCGGGUGGUAAUCCAGUCAAGGUUGCGAAGGAAAUGUCAAAGGCAAUGAGGGCUGGAAAUGAUGCCGAGAAGCUAUCAAGCGUUUCUGAGAAAGAAAAGGUAGAGGUUGAGCACUCGUAAGAAUUUGAAGAGGGUUAGAAGCUGGUACUUGGUGGUGUGUUAUGGUAUGUAAGACGGGAGAUAACGUUAUGCCACAGUUUUCAAGU
Colletotrichum phormii is the source of this 1897-nucleotide messenger RNA. Its product is annotated as general substrate transporter. The record is from RefSeq and is a predicted model, not a curated record. NCBI's taxonomy places the organism in Eukaryota, Fungi, Ascomycota, Sordariomycetes, Glomerellales, Glomerellaceae. Gene Ontology annotation, cellular component: membrane. Gene Ontology annotation, molecular function: carbohydrate:proton symporter activity. The coding region runs from base 294 to 1811 and encodes 505 amino acids. Gene Ontology annotation, biological process: carbohydrate transport; transmembrane transport. The transcript has 5 exons.